Messenger RNA from Aethina tumida (small hive beetle), 1787 nucleotides. Its product is annotated as delta(24)-sterol reductase-like. Lineage: Eukaryota; Metazoa; Arthropoda; Insecta; Coleoptera; Nitidulidae. Gene Ontology annotation, molecular function: FAD binding; Delta24(24-1) sterol reductase activity. The transcript is spliced from 2 exons. Bases 138 to 1739 code for a protein of 533 amino acids. Gene Ontology annotation, biological process: steroid metabolic process. Gene Ontology annotation, cellular component: cytoplasm; membrane. The record is from RefSeq and is a predicted model, not a curated record.
UAAUCAAUUUUACAUUUUUAUCUUCAUUGUAUUUUAAAUAGACACUUUAAAUACGUAAUGAAAUAAGUCUCUCCUAGAGAUAAUUGAACAAUCGGCCACAGCGGCGGCGCGGUUAACUUGAAUUUAACCUCAAAAAGAUGGCCACUAAAACAUGGAAGUCCAAAUUCAUUGAAUUCCUAGAAAACAACCGGGGCUUAGUCGUUGUGUUCUUCUGUCUUCCUGCCAGCUUUUUGUUUGAGCUGUUUCUAACUUUAAAAAGGGAAAUUUACAGGACUUUGUUUAGUAGUCCUCAGAAUCAUGACAAUAGGGUGAGAGACAUACAAAAGCAAAUCCAGUCCUGGAAUAAGUUACCCUUGACAGAGAGAAAAUUAUUGUGCACUUCUCGACCAAACUGGCUCAGUUUAUCUUUAACCUUCUUCCAAAAGGACCAAUGUCAUCAAGUGCCAAUAGAUUUAUUUGAUAUUUUAGAGUUGGAUGAAAAGAACCUGACUGUACGAGUAGAACCUAUGGUGAGAGUUGGUGAUAUUACCAAGUAUUUGAUUCCAAAGGGAUACACACUGGCAGUCACCUUGGAGAUUGCUGAUGCUACACUCGGGGGUCUUGCCAUGGGUACUGGUAUGACUACACAUUCCCACAAAGCAGGAUUAUACCAGGAAACUGUGGUUGCAUAUGAGGUCGUUUUGGGUAACGGCAGUCUAGUGAAAGCAACUAAGGAUGAAAAUGCUGAUUUAUUCAAUGCUUUACAUUGGUCUCACGGUAGUUUGGGUUUCCUGGUGGCAUUAACUUUAAAAAUAGUCAAGAUAAAACCCUACAUCAAACUGACCUAUAUACCAGUAAAGGGUCAAAAGAAUUACUGUGACAUGACUAGACUUUUGUCUGGCGACGAUGGCACCGAUUACCCAGUGGCCGAUUACGUGGAGACCACCAUUUUCAAUCACGACGAGGCAGUUAUCAUGACCGGCGAUUAUGCAGAUUACGACCCGUCUCUUCCCGUGAACCACGUCACCAGGUGGUACAAACCUUGGUUCUACAAGUAUGUUGAAACGUUCAUAAAACGGGGCAAACACACCGAGCUGAUUCCACUCAGAGAGUACCUACUGAGACAUAAUAGAGCUAUAUUUUGGGUCGUUGAAUCCAUGAUUCCUUUCGGAAACAACCCUUUGUUCCGAUUGUUCUUCGGGUGGUUACUCCCCCCUAAACCAGCUUUCCUGAAAUUCACCACCACUCCCGGCAUCAGGGCUUACACGUUCAUGAGACAGGUCUUUCAAGACAUAGUGUUGCCCCUGCGUAAGCUCGAGGAUCAGAUUAGCACUUCUGAUAAACUUUUCGAUGCGUAUCCUUUGUUGGUAUAUCCUUGUCGCGUGUAUGAUCACGGAAAACACGCUGGCCAAAUAAGACCCCCACGAAAGGAGUAUCUCGUUGAAGGCACCAAUUACGCAAUGUACAACGAUCUCGGCGUGUAUGGAGUACCCGGUUAUGUGAAACGCAAAGAGAAAUACAACGCCGUACAAGCAAUGCGGGAUAUGGAAAAAUUCACCAGAGACGUCGGAGGAUUUUCGUUCCUUUACGCCGACAUUUUUAUGACCAGGGAAGAAUUUGAAGAAAUGUUUGAUCUAACUUUAUAUGAAAAAGUUAGGGAAAAAUAUCAUGCCAAUGGGGCCUUUCCUCAUUUAUACGAUAAGAUUAAACCCGAAAUUGAUGUAUUUGAAAUAGGAAGACAAUUUGAAAACAAUAAUUAAAAUGUUAUUUAUAUUAAGUUUUCUCAGGAUAUUAUACUGUUAUUCAAG